AUGGGAGGACGGUCUUCCAAAGUUGUUAUUACCCCAGAAACCAAGGCGUCGGCUGCCGCUCCAGAACCCACCGCCACCAUCACCAAAACGGUUAUGGAGAAUGGAAAUACCGAGGCGAUUCCCUCUAUCGACGAGCCUACAACAGAGCCGAAUGGCGAUUGCUCGGCGUCAGCUGCUCCCGCGGAGGCUCCAACCGAUACCGCUCCUGCCGUUGCCGAAUGCCACGAACCUAAGUCAGCUCAAAAAGUGAAAAACCCGAUUAGUUGGUUGAACAAGAAAAUAUCCUUCAAGAAGACCAAAACACCGAAAAACGUUGAGCCAGAAAAGCCCCCCGCUGAAUCCACCGAGAACGCAGAACCCGUCGCCGAAGCGGUGGAAGAGAAAAAGCCUGAACUUCCCGAGGCGCCUGUUGGCGAUGUGGAGACGCAAUCAGCCGAAACGACACAAGUAGACCAGGCAACAAGUCACCCUGAUCCGGCGGAUUCGUGUAGUGGGCCUGUUGUCGAGUUCGCGCCCACCACCAACGGCUUCCACUCUCAAGUUGGCGAGGAACACUUUGUUGAAGAAACCUCAGCGCCAGCUAAUGAGCCCGUUGCUGAGUGUGCUGCUGAAGAGUCGAAUACCGACCUGGGCCUGACUGAGAAGCUGGCGAACCUCGGCAUUGACUCAGCUCAGCCGGCGCAGACCAACGGCGUCGCGGACCACGCCACCAAUGUCGACACCGAAGUUAGAAAUGACUAG
Molecule: messenger RNA, 741 nt
Organism: Mesocestoides corti
Lineage: Eukaryota; Metazoa; Platyhelminthes; Cestoda; Cyclophyllidea; Mesocestoididae
Source: the annotation of a GenBank genome assembly